CACACUGAUACAAAAACAGGAAGGAGUGUAUACGUUUUGAAUAAGGAAUAAAAAUUAAGUAUAGGCCUACUGCAGGGAAGAAAAAACAUAUUUAAGAUUAUCACAGUUUUGGAUCAUAGGACUCCAAGUCCAGUCAAACGUGUUGGCUGAGCCUCUUUUCGUUUCUGAGCUUUACUUUCUAUAGUUUCAUAACAUCAUCAUGUCUCUAGGUAGAGAGCAGACAGCUGAUCAGCUGCCUGUGAAACAAACGAAAGUAAGACUUUGUGUUAUUCAGCGUCCACUCCACGUUACUGAUUUCAUUACAUGGUCGCCAGAACCCGUUUUGACAUAAACAUGACAACUGGCGGGGACUGUGCAACGCAGAGUGAAGUAAAAAGCAGCAGAGAUGAAAAGAAACAGGAAUAUCUGUCUACAUAUGAAGACAGCACUCAUUCCAUCAUCACACAAGAAAACACAAACAGCAAGUCUGAAGAGAUGAAGGAAACUAAAGUGGAUGAUGCUCCCGUAAAUGUAGGAGAACAGUCGAAAUACUCCUGUGAACAAGGCCUGGAUGAGGAGACAAAGACAGAGAAGCAGAAACCAAGAGCCACAGAGUGUCGGCAGCCCGUUGAGGCUAAUUCAGAAGAUCUGACAGGCGAGGUGAAAAACAAACAGGGUGAAGACAUUAUUAUGGAAGAACUGAAAGGAGACGAAGUGGAACACAAAAGAAAUGUCAGCGAUAGAGACCCUGAUGAUGACGAAAACACACAGAUGGGGCACAGUGAAGAGGAUGAGGGACAGAUAAGAAAAAGCUUGAAGAAAGAGGCACUCAGUCUUCAGGCUAGAGGAGAGGAGGGUGAUGCAGAAAGUGUAAAGAUUGACAUAUCAGUCGAAGAAACAAGUCAUGACAUAAACAUGACAACUGGCGGGGACUGUGCAACGCAGAGUAAAUUGAUAAACAGUGGAGAUGAAGAGGCACAGAAAUAUCUGUCUACAUAUGAAGACAGCACUCAUUCCAGCAUCACGCAAGAAAACACAAAUGAACUGAAAGAAGAUGAUGCUCCCCUAGAUCUUAGAGAAAAGACUGCUUACUGCAGAGAACAACGUCUGGAUGAAGAGAAAAAGACAGACAAGAAGAAGCAAAGAGGGAGUCAGCCACAGAAGCGCCAUUAUGGCCUGUAUAAUCAGGGAGCCACGUGUUACCUCAGCAGUGUCCUGCAAGUUCUCUUCAUGACAACAGAGAUCCACGACAGGUUGGAUCCAGAAUUUCAAACAGAUCUUCAGCUGAGAAACGUCUUUGAAGACUUGAAGAAAAAUACAUGUGGAACAGAAAGUAUCACAAAGAGUUUGGAGAUUCAAAAUGUUUAUCAACAAUGUGAUGCAGCUGAAUGCCUGGAGUUGAUUUUACGUAAGAUCGGCCAACGAGCCUCUGAGGUUUUCCAAGGAGAGCUGAGAUACACAACAAAGUGCUCCAAAGGCCACAGCAUCAAUGAAGAGAUAAAGACAUUCUCUACUCUUCCACUGUCACUGAAAGAUACCCACGAUACAACCUACAAUUUGGAAAGGAGCUUUGAAAGGACUUUCGAGUCUAAAUCAUUUACUGGAGACAACAAGGUUUACUGUAACAUAUGUAACAAGAAAACAGAGGCAACAAGAAGAUGGGAGAUGGUGAAAUCUCCUCAGAUUUUGACUCUGCUCCUCAAGAGAUUUGACUUUGACUACAACACCAUGUCACACGUCAAAUCAAACUGCUGUGUGGAUGUGCCACGUGAAUUACAGAGAGAGACGUACAAACUGUAUGGGAUGGUGAACCACAUGGGCAGUCUAAAAGGUGGACAUUACACAGCCACCAUCCUGUCUGAUGAGGACAAAACCUGGUACGACUGUAAUGAUGCUCAUGUCAACAAGGUUGAAGAACAACCAUUUGCAAAAUCCAGGACUUACAACUCCGGUACUGUGUAUCUUCUCAUGUACAGAGCCACAGAGUGUCGGCAGCCCGUUGAGGCUAAUUCAGAAGAUCUGACAGGCGAGGUGAAAAACAAACAGGGUGAAGACAUUAUUAUGGAAGAACUGAAAGGAGACGAAGUGGAACACAAAAGAAAUGUCAGCGAUAGAGACCGUGAUGAUGACGAAAACACACAGAUGGGGCACAGUGAAGAGGAUGAGGGACAGAUAAGAAAAAGCUUGAAGAAAGAGGCACUCAGUCUUCAGGCUAGAGGAGAGGAGGGUGAUGCAGAAAGUGUAAAGAUUGACAUAUCAGUCGAAGAAACAAGUCAUGACAUAAACAUGACAACUGGCGGGGACUGUGCAACGCAGAGUAAAUUGAUAAACAGUGGAGAUGAAGAGGCACAGAAAUAUCUGUCUACAUAUGAAGACAGCACUCAUUCCAUCAUCACACAAGAAAACACAAACAGCAAGUCUGAAGAGAUGAAGGAAACUAAAGUGGAUGAUGCUCCCGUAAAUGUAGGAGAACAGUCGAAAUACUCCUGUGAACAAGGCCUGGAUGAGGAGACAAAGACAGAGAAGCAGAAACCAAGAGCCACAGAGUGUCGGCAGCCCGUUGAGGCUAAUUCAGAAGAUCUGACAGGCGAGGUGAAAAACAAACAGGGUGAAGACAUUAUUAUGGAAGAACUGAAAGGAGACGAAGUGGAACACAAAAGAAAUGUCAGCGAUAGAGACCCUGAUGAUGACGAAAACACACAGAUGGGGCACAGUGAAGAGGAUGAGGACAGAUAAGAAAAAGCUUGAAGAAAGAGGCACUCAGUCUUCAGGCUAGAGGAGAGGAGGGUGAUGCAGAAAGUGUAAAGAUUGACAUAUCAGUCGAAGAAACAAGUCAUGACAUAAACAUGACAACUGGCGGGGACUGUGCAACGCAGAGUAAAUUGAUAAACAGUGGAGAUGAAGAGGCACAGAAAUAUCUGUCUACAUAUGAAGACAGCACUCAUUCCAUCAUCACACAAGAAAACACAAACAGCAAGUCUGAAGAGAUGAAGGAAACUAAAGUGGAUGAUGCUCCCGUAAAUGUAGGAGAACAGUCGAAAUACUCCUGUGAACAAGGCCUGGAUGAGGAGACAAAGACAGAGAAGCAGAAACCAAGAGCCACAGAGUGUCGGCAGCCCGUUGAGGCUAAUUCAGAAGAUCUGACAGGCGAGGUGAAAAACAAACAGGGUGAAGACAUUAUUAUGGAAGAACUGAAAGGAGACGAAGUGGAACACAAAAGAAAUGUCAGCGAUAGAGACCGUGAUGAUGACGAAAACACACAGAUGGGGCACAGUGAAGAGGAUGAGGGACAGAUAAGAAAAAGCUUGAAGAAAGAGGCACUCAGUCUUCAGGCUAGAGGAGAGGAGGGUGAUGCAGAAAGUGUAAAGAUUGACAUAUCAGUCGAAGAAACAAGUCAUGACAUAAACAUGACAACUGGCGGGGACUGUGCAAGCAGAGUAAAUUGAUAAACAGUGGAGAUGAAGAGGCACAGAAAUAUCUGUCUACAUAUGAAGACAGCACUCAUUCCAUCAUCACACAAGAAAACACAAACAGCAAGUCUGAAGAGAUGAAGGAAACUAAAGUGGAUGAUGCUCCCGUAAAUGUAGGAGAACAGUCGAAAUACUCCUGUGAACAAGGCCUGGAUGAGGAGACAAAGACAGAGAAGCAGAAACCAAGAGCCACAGAGUGUCGACAGCCCGUUGAGGCUAAUUCAGAAGAUCUGACAGGCGUGGUGAAAAACAAACAGGGUGAAGACAUUAUUAUGGAAGAACUGAAAGGAGACGAAGUGGAACACAAAAGAAAUGUCAGCGAUAGAGACCCUGAUGAUGACGAAAACACACAGAUGGGGCACAGUGAAGAGGAUGAGGGACAGAUAAGAAAAAGCUUGAAGAAAGAGGCACUCAGUCUUCAGGCUAGAGGAGAGGAGGGUGAUGCAGAAAGUGUAAAGAUUGACAUAUCAGUCGAAGAAACAAGUCAUGACAUAAACAUGACAACUGGCGGGGACUGUGCAACGAGAGUAAAUUGAUAAACAGUGGAGAUGAAGAGGCACAGAAAUAUCUGUCUACAUAUGAAGACAGCACUCAUUCCAUCAUCACACAAGAAAACACAAACAGCAAGUCUGAAGAGAUGAAGGAAACUAAAGUGGAUGAUGCUCCCGUAAAUGUAGGAGAACAGUCGAAAUACUCCUGUGAACAAGGCCUGGAUGAGGAGACAAAGACAGAGAAGCAGAAACCAAGAGCCACAGAGUGUCGGCAGCCCGUUGAGGCUAAUUCAGAAGAUCUGACAGGCGAGGUGAAAAACAAACAGGGUGAAGACAUUAUUAUGGAAGAACUGAAAGGAGACGAAGUGGAACACAAAAG
Siniperca chuatsi (mandarin fish) is the source of this 4319-nucleotide messenger RNA. RefSeq names its product ubiquitin carboxyl-terminal hydrolase 17-like. The coding region runs from base 304 to 2715 and encodes 803 amino acids. Gene Ontology annotation, molecular function: cysteine-type deubiquitinase activity; cysteine-type endopeptidase activity. Gene Ontology annotation, biological process: protein deubiquitination. The record is from RefSeq and is a predicted model, not a curated record. The transcript has 17 exons. NCBI's taxonomy places the organism in Eukaryota, Metazoa, Chordata, Actinopteri, Centrarchiformes, Sinipercidae. Gene Ontology annotation, cellular component: nucleus; cytosol.